AUGGCCGAACCCGACGAGGACGACGACCACAUCUACGUCAACGAGGAAACUGAACUCGGCACGCAGCGCGUGCGCGUCGCGCACGCGCCCGCCCGCCGCAUUGUCCCGCCGCUCAACUUCUGCCCUGUGGAGCGGUACCUGUAUCGGUCGGGCCAGCCUUCACCGGUCAACUUCCCGUUCUUGCUGGACCUCCGGCUCAAGACCAUCAUCUGGCUCGCCAACGAAGAGCCCCAGGACACGCUCCUCGAGUUCUGCGACGCCCACUCCAUCCAGCUCCAGUUCGCGACCAUAAACCCGGACGGCGGCGAGGACGACAACCCAUGGGACGGGCUCACCGAGCACAGCAUCAUCGCCGCGCUCCAGACGAUAGUCAACGCGGACAACUACCCGCUGCUGGUGUGCUGCGGGAUGGGGCGGCACCGCACGGGCACGGUGAUCGGGUGCUUGCGGCGGAUCAUGGGGUGGAACCUGGCGUCGGUGUCGGAGGAGUAUCGUCGGUUCACGGGCAGUCGCGGCGGGCGGAUCCUGGUGGAGCUGUUGAUCGAGGCCUUCGACACGCGACUGGUGGCGAUCGACCAGGAGCGCGCGCCGCGGUGGCUGGCGAGGACGUGA
This is a messenger RNA of Lachancea dasiensis, 612 nucleotides long. The record is from the annotation of a GenBank genome assembly. Lineage: Eukaryota; Fungi; Ascomycota; Saccharomycetes; Saccharomycetales; Saccharomycetaceae.